AUGGAUGAAGAGCUUGUCGGCCAAAUACAAACACAUACAAGCUCCAACGUGACAGUCAACUUUGUGAAGCUGCUGAGGAACCUGGCCAAAGUUCAUAGUCAUGAUGUCGAUAAGUUCAUAAAAGCUUGUAUGGCUUUAGGCAAAUUCAAAGGGCAGGAAAGCUUCUUGUCCGAGCUGCAUUCUUCUUUCACUUCAGGCACAGCGAGAGGCGUACAGCAAAAUGGAAUUAUGGGUCCUGAACAUAGGGUUCUUGGGGUAGCUAUGAAGCCGAGACCGCCCAAAAAGUCAAGUCAGCCACCUCGUAGGAAGACCAGGAUCCUGAACUUCGAAACUGAAGAGGAAGAGACCUUAGACAGCGCUUCGAAUUCAAAAAAUACAACUUGUCUGCGAGGCCAAACCAACAGCGGUGCGAGCUUCAAAAAAUUGAGCAAGGAUCGUGCUCAAAGGCUUAAGGAGUUCUCUGUGGAAUCUGUGGGUCAGUUUGAAUUAACAAGCCCUGUUACUAGCAUUGAGCGGUCUUUCCCUGAGUUGAUCAGCUUCGCAAGUGCAGAGUCUAACGCGCCCGUCUUGGAACAUCAUUCAUCGUCCGAACAGUCCUCAGAUGAAUAUACUGGUGAGGCAAUGAGCGAUAGUCAGGUACUCGAAGAAGAUAGAGACUGGUAUGACCACGAUGAUGAUUACGGAAACCAAGUUCCAGAUAUUACUAGUGUUGAUUUCGAAAGAGAUGCUUCCUUCAGCAAAGAGGCUGUUCGAAAAGAAAACAAAGACCUCAAUGGAGAUCUCAAAUCUCAAAUUCACUUGACUGCCGUGACUUCAAGCCAGCGAAAAAGUUUGAUUCCACCUUUCUUGAUGAGCUACAAUGACGACACGCCUACACUGGCGAACAUAGGACUUCUGGACAGUUCUCAGGGCGCCUCCAAUCGCCGAAUCGUCGACCCUAUAAGAAACCCCGAAAGUGAGUUUUCUCUCAAUGCAAAGAAGGGAAGUCGCAUGGUGGCAGAAAGGAGAACAAGAGAAGUGCAUAAAGCUAAAAUUGAGGAAACUACUGACCUACGAGGCACUGCUAUCGGAGAAGUUAUGGGGGUGAAAGAGAAGCCGGCCGGCAACAGCGACCUUGAACCAAAAGAAAAGAACAGUAGUAAAAAUUUAGAAACUUCUUAUGAGCAUAUCCAAGAAGUCAGGAAAUCUCUCCCUGCCUAUCAAGUGCGGUCUGAGCUUCUCCAAUUGAUAAGAGACAAUCAAGUCGUAGUGGUCAUUGGUGAGACAGGUUCCGGUAAAACCACACAAUUGGCUCAAUUUUUGAAUGAAGACGGAUUUUGUAACAGUGGACGUUUGGUUGGGUGUACUCAGCCUCGUCGUGUUGCUGCCAUGUCCGUCGCAACAAGAGUUGCAAUGGAAAUGGGUGUUGAACUGGGCAAUGAAGUUGGAUAUUCCAUUCGUUUCGAGGACAAAACUUCUAAGGAUACAAAAAUCAAGUUUAUGACGGAUGGUAUACUCCUUAGGGAAACGCUUGUUAGCGAAAUGCUUGACAAAUACAGCUGCAUAAUCAUGGAUGAAGCGCAUGAAAGAUCCUUGAACACAGACGUUUUGUUUGGCAUACUUAAAAAUUUACUCUCAAAGAGGAGAGACCUCAAAUUGAUUAUAACAUCUGCUACCAUGAAUGCAAACAGGUUUUCUCGGUUUUUUGGGGCAGCUCCGCAAUUCACUAUUCCGGGCAGAACUUUUCCAGUCCAAGUUGUGUAUUCGAGACACCCUGUAAGUGACUAUGUGGAAUCCGCAAUAGUUCAAGCGUGCAAAAUACAUCUCUCAACGCCCGUUUCAAAUGGCGACAUAUUGAUUUUCAUGACAGGGCAAGAAGAUAUUGAAGCAACAUGCGCCGGAGUGUAUGAAAAGCUCUUGGAUGUUUACGCAAAGCGGUCAGGGAAGCAGCAGCUAAACCAACCUGAAGACAUCGAGAUUCUUCCAAUAUAUUCAGCUCUCCCUGCAGACGUUCAAGGCAAAAUCUUCGAACCAACACCUAACAAGAGGAAAGUUGUUGUGGCUACAAAUAUAGCAGAGACUUCCCUUACUGUUGAAGGCGUGAGGUACGUUAUCGAUUGCGGAUAUUCAAAACUCAAGGUUUAUAAUCCGCAAAUUGGGCUUGAUAGUCUCCAGAUUGCGCCUAUAUCAAUGGCUAGUGCCAACCAACGAUCAGGAAGAGCAGGCCGUACUGGUCCGGGGUUUGCAUACAGAUUGUACACUGAAGAUUCUUUCUUUGAUGACAUGUAUGUUCAAACGAUUCCUGAAAUCCAAAGAACCAACUUAUCAAAUACACUACUGCUUCUAAAAUACCUGGGAGUUAAUGACAUUAUGGCAUUUCCUUUUGUGGAUCCCCCGCCAGAGCAGAUAAUCAUGACCUCACUAUUUGAACUUUGGACUAUAGGCGCACUUGACAAUUUCGGAAAUUUAACAGAGCUGGGGAAACAGAUGGCGGCAUUUCCGUUGCAACCCUCGCUCUCUAAGAUGUUGCUCGUCUCUUCACAAAACGGCUGCAGCGAAGAAAUCUUGACUAUCGUGUCAAUGCUAUCCGUGCCACAAGUUUUUUACAGACCCAAAGAAAGGGAAAAGGAAUCAGACCAGUGCAGAACGCGAUUUUUUGUUCCAGAGUCAGAUCACCUUACAUUACUGAAUGUUUAUUCUCAAUGGAAGGCCAAUAGUUACUCUUCGCAUUGGUGUAGGAGGAACUUUCUUCAAUUCAAAUCACUUCAAAGGGCCAGAGAAAUUCGCAGGCAGUUAUACACUUUAAUGAACAAGAAGAAAGUUCCUGUGGUUUCUUCAGGUACAGACUGGGAUGCUGUAAGGAAGUGCAUAUGUGCCGGUUAUGCUCAUCAAGCGGCCAAACUCUCGGGUCUAAGCAGGUAUACACAGUUGAGAAAUGGGCUAGAGCUGCGAGUUCAUCCAACAAGUGCGUUGUUCGGGGCUGGAGACCUUCCUUCAUACGUCGUUUACCAUGAACUGCUGCUGACUACUAAUGAGUACAUCAAUACCGUAACUGCAGUAGAUCCGGAUUGGCUAAUGAAUUACGGCGUGCUAUUUUAUAAUGUCAAAAGACGCGUUGAAGACGAGGAGUUUUACACUGAGGAGAUCCACGAAAAACCCAAAGACAGCAUUGAUAUGAUGAUAGAGCAGUUUGAGAUGAAGAAGAACAUCAUAACGCGGCAAAUUAAGAGGGACUCGGAUGUCGUUGCUGAAAGGCAGUCCCAGAAAAAGGUUGUGAACGAUAAACGCACUUUCCCAAGUGGCGCAUCCAAGGUAAGUAUUGGCUUCAAAAAGAGGCGUCCUUUGUGA
Molecule: messenger RNA, 3327 nt
Organism: Lachancea thermotolerans CBS 6340
Lineage: Eukaryota; Fungi; Ascomycota; Saccharomycetes; Saccharomycetales; Saccharomycetaceae
Gene: PRP16
Product: DEAH-box RNA helicase PRP16
Exons: 1
Coding region: 1-3327 (1108 amino acids)
Biological process (GO): mRNA splicing, via spliceosome
Cellular component (GO): intracellular anatomical structure; spliceosomal complex
Molecular function (GO): ATP binding; RNA binding
Source: RefSeq, a predicted model, not a curated record